Molecule: messenger RNA, 1648 nt
Organism: Labrus bergylta (ballan wrasse)
Lineage: Eukaryota; Metazoa; Chordata; Actinopteri; Labriformes; Labridae
Product: interferon alpha-inducible protein 27-like protein 2A
Cellular component (GO): membrane
Source: RefSeq, a predicted model, not a curated record
UGGCUGGCUCACAUUGUUACGCCUACAGAAGACAGUCGUCUCCAAAGCUGACAUGGCAGGAUUUUGUACUUACCUCUUUUUUAGUUCGCUUAUAGAAAUCUGUAAUGACAUGUAUGAGGUACGUGAAGAAAUCUGUAAGGGUGCCAUCAUAGGCGCAGGAGGAGUUGUGACUCUGAUCCUCACACCUGCUUUGCUGGCCCUCUUUGGUUUCACCUCAGGUGGAAUAGCAGCAGGCUCCAUUGCUGCCAAAAUAAUGUCAUGGUUGGGAAUCGUGUACGCAGGAAGUGUGUUUGCAUUUUUGCAAUCAAUAGGUGCAACUGGUCUGACAUGGCUUGCAGGUGGAUAUGUAGCCAGCUUUGGAGGAGCAAUAGGAUGGAUGCUAUCAGCCAUUUGUAACCAAAGCCAAAAUAAUACCACUUCAACCUAAAGAUAAACAGCAUGGACACAGGCUGUGUGUACUCUUAAAUAACACAACUAUUCCUGUAGGUGACUGUUUCUGUUUCUGUGAUCAAUCUAAUCAUCUUAUUUAAAUUAACUUUUCAUGCAUCUGCCAUACACACUCUGCAUAAAGCAUCUUUCAGGUGAACAUAAGAGGUUGCUGAACACAACGAGCUAAACAUUGUAUAAGAAAUGCAAAAGAUGCUGCCUGGUGUUGACUCAGGAAGUUCAUUGACUCUGAUAAAUGAUCGAUUUGACACCAUUUGAGUGAAUGUGACGCUAUAAAAAUGAUGGUUCUGAGCUCUUUGAAAAUUCUCAUCUUAAACUGUCCUUUUAUUAACCAUAAUGAAAUGCAUCUGAAAUAAACCAUCUCAUCGAUUGUUGUUUCUGAAGAAGCUGUUCCCAUUUCAUUAAAGUAAUAAAAAAUUAUAAUAAAACAGUUUCAACAACGUGCUAAUAGCUCUUUAAAGGCUGAACUUAGGUUCAGUGUUGCUGCGCGCUCCACAUGCUAACAUGCUCAUCAUGACAACGCUAACAUGCUGGUGUGUGGGAUGUAGGCUUCAACGAUUAUCAUUCAGCGUCAAGCUAGCAUGCUAAUGUUAGCUUAUCAGCACAAACUGAAAUAAGAAUCAAUAAGGUUAUUAUAACUUAGCUGGUGUAAAUUUCAUGAGAGUUGAUCCAAUCAUUGUUGAGUUGUGCCAGUUAUUCUGCUGCAUGUCAUUUAGCUUGUCAAAAAUGUAGCCUAAAAUCCAUUUAACUUUUUCCAACAGUUACAGAGAUGGAUUCAUUAUUUUUUUAAUGAUCGUAGUGGAGAGUCAGUGCGUCAUAAAAAGCAAUUCUUCUCUCUGUGAUUAGGGUUUUGUAAUAAAUUUACUUCAGUAAAGAGUCAGAGUCAGCCAAAAUACAUCUGAUCAACAAAUACAGAAGAUGAAAAAAACAUUUUUUACAUUUGAGAUGUAAGCGUUUGCCUCCAAGCUGAUGAACCAGUUUAGUCUGAGCGAUUCAUCAAAACUAUUUCAUAUAGUUACACAAGAUAAAUAUGUUCUCUGGAAAUGAAAAGCCUGUUUCCUUAAUGGAGAAUUUCCAUAGUUUUUUUGUAGAUGAGCUGUUUCUACAUAUUACACUAAUACAUACAGUAAUUCCUAACAUAAAAUCAGUUUAUGAUCAUACUUUGUUGUUACUCCCAAAACUACACAUACUUUUAACAUUA